UAGAAAACGAAACAUUAAAGAACGAUGGCCGCGUAUCGAUACGUACCACCCGAUGAAUUCACUCCUGAGACGCGUGUGAACUGGAUCAGUCUUGGCAAGGUAACAAAAUGGACGCAGGAAGAGGAAGGAAUCGUGGACAAGUUUACUCUCUUUCUGGAUGGCAACCUCAAAAUCUACAUCUACCUGUUAUCUCAUUCAACCUUUCGGGUACGCUUCAAUCCUGAUCCCCAAGCUCCGUACGUAAAAAGUCGUUCCCCGGCGACUGUGGUGGAGCGGAUCGAGGCGCAUGAGAUCAAAGUAAAGGAGGAGGGAGGGUAUCUAAAGAUAGGUACUGAUUUCAUUGAGGUGAGUAUCAAUUAGAAAUGACCAAUCAGUAUAGUUUUCUAGAAAACUGCUCACUAUAAUACUUUACACUCCCCAGAUAAGGAUGUUUUAUUCACUGCCACUCCUGUUUUGCUAGUCGCAGUACCCAUACUCCUUUCAGACACUCAGGGCAUUUAAGCCAUGACUAUUUCGAAUAUGCAUAUUUUGUUAAAUGAUAUUUAGAACGGUUUGCUUCCGUCAGUGAUCCUGAAAAGUGAACUACAUAUGUGGCUGAACGAAAAAACACGUGAAACAUGAUUUCAAAUAACACGUGACAUUGCUUCGUCAAUGACGUCACAAAACACGUUUUCUUAAAAAGGGAAGGGUUGCAAACCUUAAUCUUAGGAAUUUUCACCACCAAAAUGUUACAUAAACAGUGUAAAUCGAAAAUUCGCCUUGUAUGAUUGGAAAUAUUAUUUAUCCUAUUAGCUAUUUAACUAAUUAAUAAGUCACGUGACCCUUUCCCUUUAUUUACCAAUUCCUAUGUAACGUAAAAACACAUACAAGGCGAAUUUUUAAAAACCUUUUUAGUAGCCUCUGAAAUGUGCCUAAAAGAACUUGUUAUUCUUUCAUUAUCCUUUUCCCAUUUUACAGUAACUAUUUUGACCGUUAAUUCUAAAUUAUCAGUCACGUGACGAAAAUUUGAGCUUCUAAAAUGCACUCAUAUUGCUGAGGCCAUUAAACUACAUUUGUAGUUCAAUUUUCAGUAUCACAGAUAGAAACAAACCGUUUUAAAUAGCAUUUUAUCAAAAUAUGCAUAUUUGAUUAGAUAGUCAGGCCUGAGCAGUUACUAUUUUCCGUCAUGAUUGCCCAUUUCAAACUUGCGGGCAUUUAGGGCUGAAACGUAAUCAUUGGCCAACAAUUCCCUGCAGCCUCUCUUAAAGCAAAUCAAGACUUUUUUUCUGGUACACUAACUGCAUAUUUUAACUGGUAGUAUAUUCCUUUAUAGUGUAUAUUCACGCGACCUAAAAUGCUGCCUCCUCUGAGGCGAAAUCCCUGCGGGGGCAAUUUAAGGUGCCGGGCAGAGUUUAACUGGGUUCUAGAAAACCUCAGAGCUCGCAUGUCAUGUGACCCCAUUAAACAAUUUUGACUCACCAGCUUAAGAAAAACUUUUCCUAAUCCGAUUUCCCCAAUAGAUACGUGUGAAUUUGAAGAAGUACGCUUUGUCGGUGUAUCGCUCUGGACAGCUGAUCCACGCCGACCCCUCUGAUUACAAUCUUGUCUAUGUUGACCGCAAAGAUGGAGGUGAAGCCGUAGCCCAGUUCAAGAUGGCGCCAACUAACGCUCAGUAUUACGGUUUCGGAGAAAAGGCUGGUGCUACGGUUGAUAAGCGCCGUGUACCUAAACAGCACUUUUUUGGUCAACUUGCUGGUGGAAGUCACAAGAUCGGUGCUGCCAUGACGUUCUUUAACUUUGAUAACUUUGGCUACACGGCUCCUGAUCUAACACCAGAGGGGGAGGUACAAGGCCCUUUAAAUCCAAAUUCUCCAUUGUACCAGUCCUCGCCGUUCCUUAUUGAGUGGAACCCAAGCCCCGAUGGCGCGUUCGCCGGACCUUGUUACGCUUACGGCAUUUUGAUUGACAACACUUCGCAGACCUUCGUAAACUUCCGGCAGGGCGACCAGUACUACUUCGGCGCGCUUCACGGUGAACUUGAUUACUACUUCUUUGCUGCUAACCACGUUGCAGAGGUGCUGAACGAGUUUACUCAGUUGACCGGACGCACCCAACUGAAGCCAAAGUACAUUUUUGGAUACCAUCAGGGAGGAUAUGGUCCCAGCUACAAUACCAAAUGGAAGCUAAUGGAGGUCGCGCUUAAGUACCGUCAGUGGAUGAUUCCUAUCGAUGGCCUGCAUGUUGAUGUCGACUUUCAGGUAAGAACCAUGCAUGUAUCGGUGUUGGAACUCAGGGUUAAAAGAUAAAAGGAAAGUGUAGUUUUCGUUUGACGCUUAUUAGGUUUCUCUAGUUAUACAAUAUCCGAAAAAUAAAAUAAUUUAUAAUUACUACACUUGUAUACUUCAGCACGGUAUUUACCCAUCAGCAGCUAGUGUAAAAUACCACAGUGGGGGUGGAAAUUGAGUAAUUUUAAUUUUCAGUGGACAAAAGCCUUGUACCAGAAUAAUUUAAACAAUAUCGCAUUCUUCUUUAAAUUUUUCAAGAGCUAUAGAUAUAAUUAGUAAUCUGUAAUAACACCAAAGUACAAUUUCUCAUGGGGCCCGCGAAAAUAAAUGUCAAUUUUCGCAAGAAUUGUGAAAACACAGGUAAAAUUCUAAAAAUUUCAUGUGUAAUAUAAGAUGUCAUUUUGUUAAAUUGGACAUUUAUUUUCAUGCACUUGCAUAAGAAAUUUCCUUUGGUGUUAUUACAGACAACUAAUUACACCCAUAGCCCUUGAAAAAUGUAAAAGAGAUGGCGUUAUUGUUUAAAUUACUCCGAAAAUUAAAAUUACUUAAUUUGCUGAUGGAUUCCUUCUUAACACAUUUGACUUCGGAUUUGUCUCUCCGGGCUCAAGCUUUGCCAUCGCGUUCUUUCCUUAGACAAGAAAUUUUUCCUUAAUUUGUCUCUCUCCAUAGAAUGGGUACUAACACGUUUUGCUUACUAGAGCUUAAACCCCGUGGUAGUCUAGCAUCUCGCCCAGAGUGGAGUAAAAAUAAUUCUAGGUGCUUUAUGUGGCUGAGACCGUGAUAAGCUCUGCGUAUUGGCAUGCCCACAAAUCUCCCCUUCACCUUUUGCAUUAUGACGUACUCUUCCCUACUUUCAGGACAAUUAUCGCACAUUUACACAUAGCAAAACCAAGUUNUUCCUUCUUAACACAUUUGACUUCGGAUUUGUCUCUCCGGGCUCAAGCUUUGCCAUCGCGUUCUUUCCUUAGACAAGAAAUUUUUCCUUAAUUUGUCUCUCUCCAUAGAAUGGGUACUAACACGUUUUGCUGACUAGAGCUUAAACCCCGUGGUAGUCUAGCAUCUCGCCCAGAGUGGAGUAAAAAUAAUUCUAGGUGCUUCAUGUGGCUGAGACCGUGAUAAGCUCUGCGUAUUGGCAUGCCCACAAAUCUCCCCUUCACCUUUUGCAUUAUGACGUACUCUUCCCUACUUUCAGGACAAUUAUCGCACAUUUACACAUAGCAAAACCAAGUUCCCAAACCCCAAAGAAAUGUUCAACGCCUUGCAUGAUUGGGGUUUCAAAUGCAGUACCAACAUCACACCAAUCAUCAGCUGUAACAAGGAUGAAAAUGGAGAGUACAGCCCAUACAAAGCUCUAGACACUGGCAAAGCAAACGACAUCUUUGUAAUGAACAUCCGCGAGGACGGUAGCGGUAGCGCAGAGCACUUUAUCGGUAAUGUGAAUUAUGGGCGUGGAAUGUUGACUUGGGGCCACUAUCCCGAUCUGGGACGGGCGGACGCACAGAAGUGGUGGGGAGAGCAGUACCGCGAUCUUUUGGAUUGGGGUUUGGAUUUUGUGUGGCAAGACAUGACAACUCCAGCCAUGAAAGCCAGUAUUCAUCAGCCUGACUGUCCACUUUUGUCUUUUCCCAUGGAUAUAAUGAUUAGUGAUAACGAGGAGACCAGGUACAUUCUACGACGUUUAAAUGUAAAUCAAAUGAGAAUUGUUAUAUUCCUAGACUUUCACUCAACUAAACAGGGAUUACCAUUGUUGAUUCUUGGUCACGUGGCCUUGACUAAAAUCAGUGUCAGUGUUCUCCUUAUAAGGCAGUAACCGUUAAAAUUUACCGUCUGAAGCAACACUUCUUACCGCCUGCAACCGCUUGAAGGUUUACUAAAAUUAAAUAAAUUGUUUUAAAAAAUACGCAAGUUAUGAUCUGAUCCGAUUUUUUUUUUUUUUUUUGCCUUACCGGCCAUGAAUGGUCCCUAACCUACUGAGCUAAAAUUUAGGGAGAACACUGAAUGUAUCCCGAUCAUGAUAAAUUAAGCAAUGUACCCCGCUCGGGAUACAUUACAGCACGUGGUCAAAGCAUGGUGGAAAGUGGCGUGACAGAAGGCGGGAAAAACACUGCCAGUUUUCUUUUUCGUGAACACAACAACACAAACACGAAGCCUCAAGCUAAAAAGCAACGAUUUUUAAAGUUAUCCCAGAAGAGAAACAGCAGCUAGUGGAGGAAAAAGAUGCCGAUAAUAUAAGGAAAGUACUUUGUAAAUCAUUCAUUCAGUGGUUUUAAGAAUUAGAUGUGUGUUGUUAUAAGUACCGAGUCGACUGCUUUGGUUCACUCCGGUUAUUCUUUUAUUGCUGUUGAAGUGAAAGGCUAGAUAUAUAAUAAAACACUUAAUGUCAGGUCCCUCCGGGAACCAGUUAGUUUUGUUUUCCCUCGAGUCCUGAUGUUUCCCGAGACGAAGUCGAGGGAAACAUCAGAACUCUCGAGAAAACAAAACUAACUGUUUCCCUCGGGAUCUGACAUUAAGUGCAUAGUAUUAAACAUUGAAAAUCUUGUGACUAUAGAUAGGUGUGAAAAAAUAUAGGUUGAAUGGUACACUAUUCGAGUAUUUUCGCUUCAGUCUAUACCAGUAACGAAAUAAGGAAGUUGACGACCCAGAAAAUAAACUUUGUAAACUUGCGGAAAUUGACCAUUGUGCAGCCCCCGGCAACUUUGGUAAACAGAUUGAGUACAAAACUUUCUAGUAAAAUAAAAAGGGAGAAACGGGGAAAGAAGAUUUUUCCAAACCACGGAACCACUUUUUCAUAGCAAAUUCACCAUCUACGUACAGAGGGCCGAGCUAUAGUAUUUUAGACAAAUCCAGCUAGUGGUCUAUUAUCAAUGCUGCGUUCUGAUUGGUUGAGCUACUACUAGGCUAUAUGUUAUAACCCACUAGUAGCGAAAAGCGCCGGCUUUGGAAACCAAAAUAAUGGCGGCUGAAUCGCGUUUUGCUAGCUAAAGUUGUUUUGUCUCGGAUAUUUUUGACCAACUAGUUGGAUUUUACUAAAACAAUUAUUCCUCUCGCCCUCAUGGCCUCUGAGUCAAUACUCAGAACCCAUUCGAGCUUGAGGAAUAAUUGUUAAAUAUACCAUAACACUGAAGUGCUAUUUAUUGCAAUCCCAUCGUCCAUUUAGGUACGCGAAGCAAAGCACGCAUCAUGACAAGAAGCCGUUCGCUAAGAUUCGCUGUCUCUAUAACUACAACCUCUGUAAAGCGACGUAUCAAGGACUGCAACGUAUCCAGCCAAACAAACGGCAUUAUAUCAUCGCACGAGGGGGAUUUGUUGGUGUUCACCGCUAUGCAGGACUUUGGACAGGUUCAGUUAUCCUUCAAUUCCUUUUUACUCGCUAAGAGGAAGUUAUGAGGGUAGUAUUACACAGUUAUUACUCGAAUUCUUUGUUCAAUGCAAACUUCGCUUGAGAUCAUAGGAAUCAUCAUCAUUAUCAUCAUUAUCAUGAUCAACAUAACUUCUUCUUCUUCUUCCUUUUCUUAUUACAUAAUUUAACAGAUUAAUGGUGUACCCUUCUUACAUUUCUUAUAUAUACUUUCAGGUGACAGUACUUCUAACUGGCAGUUCGUCCAGAUGAACAUUCCUCUCAUCCUUGGUAUCGGACUUUCUGCUCAGCCAGUCUCUGGGUGCGACAUUGGUGGCUUUUGCGCAGCUUGGCAGGUAAGUGCUUAGCCAGACCCAGAGGCAACUGAUAAGGAUGAAUUGACCAGCUAGUAUAUUUUCUUUUAAUUAGCUAAAUCGCUUUUUCUUGGGCAAAGCCACAAGUAAAGUUUUGGCAAUCGCCUGAUUCGUGUCUUCAAAGUAGAAAUACUGGUUUUCAUGCAAACUGCAAUAGCUAGGUAUAUAGCAGUGAGCUAGGGCUCUAUAUCAGAUGUCGAAAGCCAAAUUUUGAACAGCUUGUUUGCACAAGUGUAGGCUCCCACAGCGUCUUAUUUUUCUUAUUAGGGUCAGAUUGUUGAUCCCGAAAUGCUAGCGCGUUGGACUAUCAUGGGUGCAUUCCUGCCAUGGUUCCGCAAUCAUUAUGAUAACUACUACAAGCCGUACCAGGAGCCGUACAUGUACGCGGAGCCCGUCCCUAGCAUUUGCCGCAAGUACAUUGAGAUGCGUUACCAGUUAAUUCAGUAUAUCUACGACGCUAUGUACGAGAAUACGCAGACUGGCAAGCCGAUUUGUCGUCCUCUCUUCAUGGACGAGAUCAAGCCAGGUAAGGCCUCCCUCAGCAAUUGAAAGAUUCGGAUCCCUUUCUAAGUGAUUUGGUAAGAAACUUGCGUUUCGCUCGUCUCUAAGCCAUCUGAACACCCUCUUCUAGUCCCCCUUUACCAACAAUUAGAACAGUGUGAACAGACCUAUUUUUCUCUUAAGAGAUUUUGGAGCGCACCUUAUAAAAAUGAUACUGCGUUUACGACAUGACGAAAACGUCCUCAUCAAGCCAUGUAUACUUGUACCUAGAACACCUUCUUGAUUUUUUAUAUGGGACGAAGGGAAUUCGCCAUCAUGAUGUCGUUAGAAGUCUGAGGAGCAGUUGAUUACAUUAUUUGUUAGGUAACCUACAUCUUUCGUUUAUUAUGACGACUUAAAUUAUUCUUGUACCUUGGCAAGAUCCCAUAAUAUUUUCCUAAAGUGCUCUUUUCGUCACACUGUUCUCAACAACGCGCGUCCUGCAUUUCUGCCAAACUGUUACUUCUUCCAUACUAUACUUACAUUUUACUUUGGUUUACGAAACGUGCAGGAGAGUUCAACAAUGAUCCUUAUGCUGAUGAUGACCAUCUAUGGGGAUUCGGUGGUUACACCUCAAAUCGCUUGGACGAUCAGUUUUUUCUUGGCAAGGACAUGUUAGUGGCACCAAUAGUCAAUCCAGGUAUCAUUCUGGACUCUUUAACCAAUUUUUGAUAGGUAUAUGGUGUAGUUUCCAAAACAAAAUGAGUUAAAGGGAGCCUUAAUUUAUUAUUCGCUUAUUAAACUCUUGGUAAAUUUAUCCAAAAUGUCAAAGCCAUAUUUCCUUAACCUAGGAUCUAGGCUAAAUUUAAACGUCAAUAGCACCUCAUAGACAACAGAAACGCUUUCGUUCGUAUCGAGACGGGGCGCCAAACAACAAAAUCUCUAGUUAAAAACCGUACGAACAGCGGAAGAAACGUACUAAUUAAAAAGUUGUUAGUUUAGAAGUUUUAUUUCCCCUGAUAACUUGAUCAGUUUUAUGUAUGCGCCAUAUGAGAAAUCUACAGGAAUGCCAGGAGCUUUAAUGUCCCCAAGGACGAUUUCAGCUGCUAAGGGUUUGAGGCCUUACAUCGUGCUCACUGAUUUUUCCUUUUUUCAGGUCAAACAAAUCGAGCCGUGUACCUCCCCGCUGGGAGCCAGUGGUACCGUUUCACAAACGACAAGUCGCCACUUGAAGCCCCCGUGGAUGGAGGGGUAGAGUUAGACUUCUAUGCCCCUUGGAAUGACAAAAGCAGAGACAACUGCGCUAUAUACAUCCGUGAAGGCGCCAUUAUUCCCAAGAGGGAACUGGAACAAUACAUCGGGGAGCUACACUCUCAGGGAAAGAUGAACCCCAUUACAUUUAGCAUCUAUCCAGGCAGGAACAACAGCUACAAACUCUAUCUUGAUGACGAUGGUGUCAGUAACAAAGCAGAGACAUCUGGCGAAUACCGUUUGACUCAGAUUACACAUGAAGGUUAGAUGAAGUGUAUUUUGCAGUUUAGUUGAAUUCUCGGUUCAAAUUUUAUUCCCCUUUGUUUAAAUUAAUAAUCAUCAGUAAUGGUUCUUACUAUAAAUUGAUUAUCUGCCGCUGCCUUUUUGAUGCUCUAACGUUUUUUGUAGAAACAAAUUUGACAUUUUUGAAAGGAAUUUUUCUAAUUUAGCUUUGAGGUUGCGAAGUAAUAUGAUAAAGUCACUGUAAAUUCUCGAAGGGCGGGACAAAGAAAACGCAUGCUUACAAAAACGCACCCAUAAUACCUUCCGGCCCUGAUGAAAAAUUAUCAGAUACGACUAAACGCGCCUAGUUUGAUCAAAUCGAGAUGGUUUCGACUUACUUUACCAACAAAUUUUGGCUUCAUUUUUUCGUUAAUUCUAAAAAUGAUAUACUCGCUGAGACUGGUAACUAUUGUGCAUCUUCGAUUUUCUGAUCUCAGGAAAUGAAAAGGAAAAUAAAAUUUGAACCAAGGAUAGAAUUGAACCACAACAUGUAAACCUCAUUUUUUUUUUCUUAGACUCCUAAAUAAUUCAAAUUUCUAAAUCAAUGGUAAAAUAUCAAAGUAGUUGCGACAUUAUAUAUAGCUGGUAUCGUGCGAAGAGGUUUAAUAACUUGUAAAUUAAAAUAAUUAAACUCUAGCUUACCAAAAAUGUAUUAAUAAUGUAAUGGCCCUUAAACAUGUUUGUGUCUGACUAGCAAAUUUCACCAUGCCUCGUUUUGAAAUUGUAAAGUUGCAAAGUUUUCCAUAAAUGAAUUCCCAAAGGCAGUAGAGUUGAAAAGAAUACCCACCCAUAAAAAGUGCAAGAGUGCAGUAUUGCCAACGAACAAGGCUUGGUGGUAAAAUUUUUCUUGUCUGAAGUAAUCAUGCAGAAGGGCCAUUGUAAACUAAAGGGAGUUUUUACUCACUUGGCCGGUAUCUAUGCAUAUUUAUUGGAACCAGGAGCCCAUGAACCCCUGAUUAGAACAAAAGGAAGCGUGUACAUAAGAAAAGAGUUCACAUCGCACAGCAUGGCUUGGUGAAUACACCAAUUUACAUAUAUAGCCGCCUUUUCAUUGUUUUGGAAUACCAAUAUGGCCAUGACUGUUAUUGAUUUUCUUGAACUCCUUCCGUGAGUAAAUGGUAUCAUGAGAUUGGAGAAACUCCAGGAAAUUAUAUCGUUAGUUUUUAGCUUUUUUUUUUUUUUUUUUUUUUUUUUUUUUAUUUUAGAUUUUUCUUUAUUUAUUUUUUUGCAUUUCCAAUUUUUUUUUUUUUUUUUUUUUGCUUAGAAAGUGAAUAUGUUUAAAUUUUUUUGGGUUUUUUGUUCACAACCAGGGUUUUUUUACGGUUAAGGGUUACGAAACAAGCGAUUGUAAAGAGGAAACAAAAAAACAAACAAUAAAGACAAAAAAAAAGAUAUUUGAAAAAAAAAAAAAGACAAAACUUAUACUGGUUUUUUUGAAUUUAUUCAUAUAUUAAAUUUUUUUUUUUGUUUUGUUUAUUUUCAGAAAAUUAUAUCUUUUGUUUUUUUUUUUUUUUUUUUUUUUUUUUUCAUUUUAGAUUGAUUAUUAAUCACUUUUGUGCAUGUCCAAUUAUUAUUCUGUUUGUUAUGUGCAUAGAAAGUGAAUAUGUAUAAAUUUUCUGAGGUUAUUUGAUCCACACCAGGGAUUUCUGACGGUCAACGGAUCCGCAUCAAGCGUCUGUACAACAAAUUCACACCACCUGAGACGUUCUACUACUUGAGCAUGCCGGGAACUCUCAGCCCAAAACUCGUCAAAGCUGCUGGUACCUCACUGAAGCAGAAGACUGGGGCAACAGACAGCGAGGCUGCAAAUGUUCUCCAAAAUUCCCAGGAUACACCAGGAGCGUAUUACUACAAUAAUUCCCUGAAGACAACCUUCGUCAAGAUCUUCGAUACUUCCAAAGAUAUCACUGUCGAAGUUACCUUUUAAGAUGAAGACAAGAAAAGAAAAUGGAAAUGAUUCAAAAGCUUAGCAAACGAGAAUUCCUAAAAAUCUUAACAUUUAACAAGGAGUAUAUGACUAGUUUUAACUUAUAGUAUAUAACUAGAUUGUACUUAAAUAUGAGAACCUCAAUAUGCCAAAAGGGCAGGGUUAAGAAGCAAUGGUCAUAGUAGAUAUAAAAUUGGGUUUGUUUAACACUACUGAUAUUUUAGGGGUUUUCUCUCGUGAUCUGCAAAAGUAUACACUCUGUGAAAGAUACCGAGAGCAAAUAAAACCACUUUGUAAUGAGCUAAGAAAAGACUACAAAAGCGCUGCCUAUUACGGAGGCCAGGGUAAGGAGACGAAAAUUAAAACAAUGAACGUAACUGGAGACAUAAAGAAAAAAAAAACUUAGAAUACCACAUAGUUCAGCAAGUAACACCAGUUAUUUAGCUUAAAUUUUUAAUUUUUAAAAACCUUCCAAAGCAGUAUAGUGACUCGAUUACGCUACUUGACUUUGGUAGACGUUAAGGUUCAUCAACAUGAUAGAGGGCAUUUUAUAGUUACUGAAAAUGUAACGCUUUCUGACCUUUUAGUUCAAAAUAAAUCAUCUGUUUGGUAGUAGCAUCUGCGUAUUUUUGCUGGGGUGCACUUUAUAAUUGCUUAAAAUUCAACAGAUAUACAAAU
Molecule: messenger RNA, 10593 nt
Organism: Porites evermanni
Lineage: Eukaryota; Metazoa; Cnidaria; Anthozoa; Scleractinia; Poritidae
Source: the annotation of a GenBank genome assembly